ACUGGAAGCGAUCGUUUGCGACGAUUUUGUUGAUUGGCGUUGGGCUGACGCUUGCGUCCGAUCAAGUGUCAAACUUGCUACAAUCACCUCGCUCGCAUGCACAUUGCGUUCACGGAGCAUCAUUUUAAUUCGGGAUUUUCGUUGCCGUUGUAGCUUCCACUGCCGGGUUAUUCGUUUUACACCUGGCCGUCUGCACCGGUGCUUGCCUGGUUUCUUUGGGAACGACGCCAUUCGCUCAUCAACAAACGAAUACUAGAGAUCGGUGCCGGUACGGCGCUGCCGGGGCUGCUGGCAGCAAAGUGUGGAGCUCACGUAACACUCAGCGACUGCAGUACGCUACCGAAGACCUUGGAACACAUACAGCGUUGUUGUCGAUUGAACAAUCUUGUGCCCGGACCCGGCAAGGACAUCGAAGUCAUCGGACUGACGUGGGGACUAUUCCUGGAGCAGGUGUUGCAGCUAGGACCGCUGGACUUGAUUCUCGGUUCCGACGUGUUCUACGAUCCGUCGGUGUUUGAAGACAUUUUGGUGACGGUUUCGUUUAUACUCGAGGCAAAUCCGGGCGCGAAAUUCAUCUGCACCUACCAAGAACGGAGUGCCGACUGGUGUAUAGAGAAUCUCCUGAAGAAGUGGGAUUUGGUUUGUUCCGUCAUCAGCUUAGACAAUCUCAGUGAGGACCUCGGUGUAGAUCCACAGGAGUUGAUGGGCAACCAUACCGUCCAUUUGUUGGAAAUAGUGAGACAACCGAUUGGAUAGGCCCUUCACAAAAGCUACUGCCAUGUCUUCCACCACCGCUGCGGCCAGCACGAUCGCCCGAGGCGUGCAAAAAUUGUUCGUAGGCAACCUGCCGUGGACGGUCAGUACGAAGGAGCUCAAAACCUACUUCUCCAAGUACGGCCAUGUCCAUUCGACGAACGUAAUCUAUGACAAAACGACCGGAAUCAGUCGUGGGUAUGGGUUCAUCGUGUUCAGCACGCGCGAAGGCUUCACCAAUGCCACCAACAACCGGUUACACGUGCUCGAGGGACGUGUGCUGGACUUGCAACCUGCCUCUUCUUAACAUGUAAGCAUAGGAUACGGACACAUUUCGAAGGAAUCGCUUAAAAACAUGCAAUGUAAUCGAAUGUAUGAUUUCAUUGAAUAGAAAUGUUUGAUUUAGCCAUAAAACUAA
Messenger RNA from Anopheles stephensi (Asian malaria mosquito), 1171 nucleotides. RefSeq names its product SRA stem-loop-interacting RNA-binding protein, mitochondrial (gene SLIRP2). The transcript has a single exon. Gene Ontology annotation, molecular function: mRNA binding. Bases 779 to 1060 code for a protein of 93 amino acids. The record is from RefSeq and is a predicted model, not a curated record. NCBI's taxonomy places the organism in Eukaryota, Metazoa, Arthropoda, Insecta, Diptera, Culicidae.